This is a messenger RNA of Anopheles marshallii, 451 nucleotides long. It is a transcript of the gene Vha13, whose product is annotated as V-type proton ATPase subunit G. Gene Ontology annotation, biological process: proton transmembrane transport. Lineage: Eukaryota; Metazoa; Arthropoda; Insecta; Diptera; Culicidae. The transcript has 3 exons. Gene Ontology annotation, cellular component: vacuolar proton-transporting V-type ATPase complex. The record is from RefSeq and is a predicted model, not a curated record. The coding region runs from base 101 to 451 and encodes 116 amino acids. Gene Ontology annotation, molecular function: proton-transporting ATPase activity, rotational mechanism.
ACUUCAAGACGGUCGGAUUGCGCGCUCUCGUUUGCCUUUAGUUCGUCGGUUCGUUCAGUUCGCUUCGUGCUAGAGAGACCCCGUGCCGUGGACUUUCACGAUGGCCAGCAACACCCAGGGUAUCCAGCAGCUUCUGGCCGCGGAAAAGAAGGCCGCCGACAAGGUUGGCGAAGCGCGCAAACGCAAGGCACGUCGUCUAAAGCAGGCCAAAGAUGAGGCCACGGAGGAGAUCGAAAAGUAUCGUGCCGAGCGGGAGCGCACCUUCAAGGAAUUUGAAGCUAAACACGUCGGAUCGCGCGAAGGUGUCUCGAACAAGAUCGACGCCGACACUCGUGUCCGCAUCGACGAAAUGAACCGUGCCCUGACAACGCACAAGGAACCGGUCAUCAUGGACGUGCUGUCCUUCGUGUACGCCAUCAAGACGGAGGUGCACAAAAACCAACGCGACUAG